AUGAGGCCCGUAGAUUCAGAAGAAAUUAGCGAUUUGCUGAAGUGGCAGCCGCUCAUGCUUUUCGACAGGACACUCUUCGGACCCGCCUAUGUCGAAGGUGUCGUUUCCCGCUCGCCAGAACUCAUCGCCUCCCAACGAGGCAAAAGACUGCCACUUGAGCUCUGGAACAUGAUUAUCGACUUCGCCAACCGUUGUCCCGAGGAUCACUGGUAUUCUCUCAUACGACCCAAGUUGUUACAGACAAGCGUGCGAGGCGACGAACUUGUCUGCAGCAAGUAUCAACGCUGGUCCCUCUUCGGUAACAUCCAGCAAUUCAACGAAAUCGAACUCUAUCGAUUUUAUUUGUCUCAUCCCGACCAAUUGUCCCAUCCCGGCAUGGAUUCAUCCUGCCCUAACCCCUUCGGGGAUCCACUGACCCGCGAGUUCGGUUCACCCUGCGCGUUUCCCACGGCCUUGCUCGCAUCAAAGACCACGUUUCUCCAUGUGGAGCUCACGGUUCCAGAUAUCAUCAAGCAUCUGGAGGACGGUGAUUGUGCCUUCUGUUCUGGAAGGCACGUGACCGGAUACGGUGACAACUCCCCCUUCGAAACCCGGUUCGCAAGAGUCUCGCAGUGGCUUGGCGGGCGAGUACCAUUUGUGACUGGACCCGUCAUAUGCCCGCUCUGCGUCGGGAUGGAUCAUGCCUGGGACAGCAUCAACAUACAAACCCAAAGAAUGAAGCCAAUGUCUGUGGGGGAAUCUCGAUCAUGGGUGGAUAAACGACUAGAAAGUUUGGGUUUUCGAAAGAUUACGGUGGUGAAAUUUCCCAAAUAG
Messenger RNA from Fusarium redolens, 813 nucleotides. RefSeq lists its product as uncharacterized. The record is from RefSeq and is a predicted model, not a curated record. Bases 1 to 813 code for a protein of 270 amino acids. Lineage: Eukaryota; Fungi; Ascomycota; Sordariomycetes; Hypocreales; Nectriaceae. The transcript has a single exon.